CCCGCAGGUUGCCGAGAGAUGGUGCCCAGCGGCAGUGGGCAAAGGCCAGAUGGGCCUCGCGUGAUCUACGUGACCCGCUUCGCCUCGCACCGCCAUGGCGUGUGGCAGUUGAGGGGUCUCCGAGGUUUCGGCCAUCGAGGCCCAGGGCUCGGGGCCCGCUGUGCCUCCAAGCAAGCAGCGGUGGAGCCCGGGGCCCCGGGAGGAGAGCGGCCCACCGGCUCCCAGGCCCGGGUCACAGACACCCCGGAUUCCGCCCCUUUCCAGCGGAGGUCGAGAGCGCCGAGGGGCGGAGAGCAAGCAGCGCGAGCAGGUUUAAACCAGAAAAAAGCAGCUAAAGAGUUUGAUUUCCCCAUUCCACUGAAUGAAGCCUCCAAGCUAAUGAAGGAGAAGAAAAAGGCCUCUGUGUGGAACAAAGUACACCAAGUCAUUUCCAGAAUGAUUGCAGAAAACGAAAAUUACAGACACAGACUGAAGUGCCAAAAUUUAUCUAGUGAAAUUCGAGUUACUACAAGAUAAAUCUUCCUGCCUUCUCUGAUUCCUAUCAGGACCUGAUACACUCUUCAUGAGAACCUGAGACGGUUUCAAGUCAGAGGCAUAUCUAUUGGAGCUGUGGACAUUUUACAUUUCCUUCUUCUCUUCAUUUCAUCCUCUUCAGUCUUCCCACUGGUCUGUGCCAGAGGAACUUGCCCAGCAAUUCUAUUCCUGAUUUGUCUUUUUCUUUGCUUAAAUCAAAGUUUUAUUUUAUCCCAAUAGUCCGUUCUUGUGGCAGUGCAUUCUGAGAAAUGUACCACAGAUGAUUCUGACAUCUUAUGAGUAUCACAGAGUACACUCACACAAAGCUAAGUGGCCUGAGUCAUCACUGAGCGUGGCUCCCACUGCAGCAAGAGUGACAAUAAACACAAGGCAUGAAA
This is a messenger RNA of Mus pahari (shrew mouse), 911 nucleotides long. RefSeq names its product chromosome 14 C5orf47 homolog (gene C14H5orf47). The transcript has 5 exons. Lineage: Eukaryota; Metazoa; Chordata; Mammalia; Rodentia; Muridae. The record is from RefSeq and is a predicted model, not a curated record. Bases 19 to 516 code for a protein of 165 amino acids.